UAGCUGAAAGGAUCUUAAAGGAUAAAGAAGACACUCCUGGACUCCAUGGUGGUGGUGAUGCAUCUCCUUCUUGUACAUGUGAUAUUCAAGGGAUUUUUCCAAGGAUAUAUGACUGGAUCUAAAAGGUUGAUGGGAGUGGAACCAGUCUGCAGAUUUCUCACAUGAUGGACUGCAACGACUCCCAUGCUCUGCUCUCUGGAGAGCACCUCAUCUACGCCAUCACCAUACCCCUGUCCACCUCCAUCAUCUUGGCCAACCUCGUCAUCAUCAUGGGCAUCGCCUGGAACCGUCAGCUCCACAACACGCCCAACUACUUCUUCCUCAGCCUGCUGGUGGCAGAUCUGUGCACGGGGGUGGCGCUGCCUUUCAUACCGUUAAUGGGUCUGAACCGAGAGUUGAGUUUCAGCUCCUGCCUGGUGGCUCACAUUUUCCCAAACUUCCUCUUCCUGGCGUUCCUUUUGAAUCUGGUGAUGGUCCACUAUGAGCGCUACAUCUGCAUCGUCGACCCCCUGCAUUACAACAACCUGUGGAUGCACCGCAGCUUCCCUCUGGCGUUGCUUGUGGUUUGGACGCCUCCACUUCUGUACGCAUCUCUACCUGCUUUUGGGUGGAAUAACUGGACAGGGCCUGAUUGGAACGGCUGUUGUGCAAUUAGCCAAAAUACAACUCUACUUUCAAACUGUUCAAUAAACAGACCAACGUGCUGCUCGUACAGGCGAGUAUUCCCCAACGCUUUUAUCUACUUGGAGGUGUAUGGACUGGUCUUACCUGCUAUUCUCACCAUCGCUGGCAUGACUGGCCGUGUUUUGUGGAUCACCCGAGGCCAGCUGAAGGACAUCUGUCGCCUCCAUCGCUCAGUAGAGAGGGGAAGUCAGGCCUCGGACCAAGAACAGAGGCUUAACCUGCGUUACACUCGCUGCGUGGUGGCGGUGUCUCUGACCUUUCUGGCAUGCUGGGUACCCUACCUCAUCUACAUGCACGUCUGCAUCGGAUUCUUGAUCAGCGACACCAAGAGGAGCUCCACCACUCACAUCGUGCUGUCGUGCGCCGGGAUUGGAAGCAUGGCCGUGGUGCCGCUGGUGCUCGGCCUAGUCAACAGGCAGUACACAGAACCUGCAUAUAAACUUGUCCAGAAACUCAGAGACAGGUGGAGGACGCAGGGGUCCGAAGAAGUGGCGGUCUGAGAAGAAACUGAUGAAUAUUUAUGAAGAUGAAUCUGUUAGAAAUUAUGCUGCUAGGGUUUGUUUUCACAGUCGGCAUGCUAUGCUCACAAUGCUAACGUGCUGGUUUUUAGCAGGUGGUAUGCUAUACAUACAUAAGACUAUACUCUUAUUUCUCCUUGUCCUGCCUGUGCUUGUUAUCAGUUUAGAUCUUUUCCAAGUUUCAACCACCUGCCAGCAAUGUUUACUCCACUCGUGUUUAUCUACUGGUAUGCAAGAUGAAGAGGGGAAAGGGAUGCACCCAAUCCAGAGCUGGCCCGAUCCAUUAAGCGACAUAAGCGUCCGCUUAGGGCCCCGCAGCCACUAAGGUCAUAGUUAGCUUAGCUAAGCAUCAA
Notothenia coriiceps (black rockcod) is the source of this 1555-nucleotide messenger RNA. RefSeq names its product G-protein coupled bile acid receptor 1. NCBI's taxonomy places the organism in Eukaryota, Metazoa, Chordata, Actinopteri, Perciformes, Nototheniidae. Gene Ontology annotation, biological process: G protein-coupled receptor signaling pathway. The coding region runs from base 162 to 1184 and encodes 340 amino acids. Gene Ontology annotation, molecular function: G protein-coupled receptor activity. The record is from RefSeq and is a predicted model, not a curated record. Gene Ontology annotation, cellular component: membrane. The transcript is spliced from 2 exons.